This is a messenger RNA of Metarhizium album ARSEF 1941, 1389 nucleotides long. RefSeq names its product pyruvate dehydrogenase kinase. Gene Ontology annotation, molecular function: pyruvate dehydrogenase (acetyl-transferring) kinase activity. The transcript is spliced from 4 exons. Lineage: Eukaryota; Fungi; Ascomycota; Sordariomycetes; Hypocreales; Clavicipitaceae. Bases 1 to 1389 code for a protein of 462 amino acids. The record is from RefSeq and is a predicted model, not a curated record. Gene Ontology annotation, cellular component: mitochondrion. Gene Ontology annotation, biological process: regulation of glucose metabolic process; protein phosphorylation.
AUGAAGUACCCCGUACAGGCUCGCAACUUACAUCUCUCACCUCCCGACUCCACCCGCCAUCACAUCUACGCUCCACGAUUCUCCAGUACCACAAUCGGCAAGAUGCCUAGCUAUAUUGUUACCUGCAAAGACGAUGCCACCGAAGACCAGGUCAAGGCUGCGAAGCAGCAUGCCAUUGACCAGGGCGGCAAGAUCACCCACGAGUACACCCUGAUCAAGGGUUUUGCACACGGACGGCCACCACUGUCGGAAAAGUCCCUAUUGUCGUCUGCCAACUUCACACUUUCGCUGCUCCCCAUCCGACUUGCGAGACGAAUCCAAGCCCUCCGGAACUUGCCCUACAUCGUCGUCUCCAACCCCAACAUUUCCCGCAUCUACAACAACUAUCUCCACUCACUAUCGAUUCUUCUCCCGUACUGGCAUGCGGCCAGCCGGGGCCGUCCCGUUUCCACCCUCCAAGAUGAAAUCGAAUUCACAAACGUCCUCGCGGAGCUGGUGGCGACUCACACCGACACCAUCCCCAUCCUCGCCAAGGGCUUUCUGGAAUGCCGCAAAUACAUCUCACCAGCAGAGGUGACGCGCUUCCUGGACGAGCACCUCCGCGCGCGAAUCGGCACCAGAUUAGUUGGCGAGCAGCACAUAGCCCUCCAUUUCAGCAGCCAGCCUCAUUUCGCACCAGAGGACAGCCCCACGCCGUGUCCCGAACACCCGUCCUACAUCGGUGUCAUCGACACCGCUCUCAAGCCGUCUCUCACCAUUGACUCCUGCGCCGGCUUCGUAGCUGACAUAUGUGAGCUGCGCUAUGGCUCCAGACCGCAGAUCCACGUCGACGGCGAGCCAGACACCACGUUUGCCUUUGUCCCCACGCACCUGGAGUACAUUGUGACGGAGCUGCUCAAAAACGCGUUCCGUGCAACCGUAGAAAGCCGGGCUCGCGAACCCGUCGUCGUCACCAUCGCGCCCGAGCCGCCUCUCAAGGAACAACCCGGCGGCGCACCACUCAUCAAGCAGCCAAACAAAGAUCGAGGCCAAUUCCGCAGCGACGCCAUCAAACCCCUGGACGACAACGCUCCAGGGGUAACGAUACGCAUCCGAGACCGGGGUGGCGGCAUCUCCCCAGACGUGCUGCCCAAUAUAUGGUCCUACUCGUUCACCACGUUUUCCGACGACGACGGGUUCCCCGGCUCGGGAGGAAGCACAGGCCCCGAUGGUCUCAGCGCCAUAGCCACCGCCAGCACGGGCGGGAGCUCCAUCGCCGGCCUGGGAUACGGCCUGCCGCUUAGUCGUGCCUAUGCCGAGUACUUUGGCGGCGGGAUUGCCGUCCAGAGCCUGUACGGCUGGGGCACAGAUGUGUACCUGCGACUCAAGGGCGUGGGCAACCUUCACUGA